ACUCAAUUGAUCAGUACAAUCACUACAUCUUCCAGGGAAGGGAUAGUAUCACACGCUACUAUAAUCACACCAUGCCUAGAGGUAUUCCAAAAUCCGGCUCAGCAAGCACUUCCGUGUUGGCAUCAUCCAAUUCAAGUGCUAUCCUUGCACCACCUCCAACACGACAUGCAUCCGCAAGAUCAGCAAAAAUACGUGCAAAUGCAUCAAUACUAGACAACGAUAAAGAUAUUGAUGCUUUGAUUCGAAAACACGAAAAGAAAGGCGCUCGUGGAUUCGCAAAAGUACGUCAAAACCCAUCAACAACAACAUCCAUAAACGCAAUGGAGGAAGAUGGACGUUCUGAUAGGGAAAACGAUGAUGAAGCCAUACAACAAUAUUCAAAGGGCAAAAAGAAGACCACAACAAAAGGAACAGCUAAUAGCACAAAGCAGACGAAGAUAAAGAUGCUAAAAUCAGCCCAAACAGAAGAGGAGAAUGAACAUACUGAAUCGAGGAAAAAGAAGCAACCGGCAAAAAGUUCCGAUGAGGUUGACGAAGAAGACAACGUCUUUUCAUCACCUCAGAGAUCUGUUCUAGGUGAAUCGGCAAGGAAGAACAAUCGCGCUCAACAGGCAUCUACCCCUCCAAGAAUAAAGGCGACAAAGGUAUCAUCUUCUGCAUUUGCGUCCUCUUCCUCUCCUUCAAAGCUCAAGAUAAGUUCGCAAAGUCACGCCCUACAAUCCUCACCUAACCGAAUGAAGUUUUUGUCCCCAAGCAAGAAGCGAAACGGCAUGCCAGAGAUCCAAAUCGAAUCCUUCCUGGAGAAUUACGACUUAGAGGCCGAAAAUCGACUUCGAAUGGCUUUGAAAACGCUACAGAUCAGUAUAGAUUCUACAAGGACACAAAUGCAUGCCAAAGCCAUUGCAAAAUUGCCAAGAGCCGUACGUCUUAUGCGACUGGGGGAUUUUGUCAACGAAUAUGGUGCAAAUAUACAAGCAGCAGUUGAGAGAGCAGCGGUAGUGGCUGAUAAGGCCAGACAAGGAGCAUGGGAGGAGGAAAAGAUGCAGAGAAAACGCAAAGGAGAAGAUGAAGAACAAAGAGAGAAUGAAGAGAAACGAGAAGGGAAGAGUGCUAAAUUGGACUCCGUAAAGAAUGUCACAGCAGGAGCACGAGGUACAGCACAGAAUGGUCGAUCAAAAUUGAAGAACGUCGUAAGAAAGACCAGACAAGUAGUUCGGCCUUCGCCGCAGAAGCCCACUGAAUCUCGCAAUGAAAGUCCAAUGCGACCGCCAUCUUCUGCUGUUUUUAAGCCCAAUCUAGGUGCUGACGUUGUGAUUGCAGAACGUACAAGCAGCAUUCCUACUUUACCACCCACCCCAGCAAACGGCAAAGCACGAACAGCAAGAAGAGGAGAAAGCGUUCAAUGGCUCAGUAUGAACGGUAGUCCAAUCAUUGGAGUUGUGGCACCUGAUGGAACGAUCCAUGCCAUGCCACGAACAAUCAGACAAUCGCCUUCCGUUAUCCAUCAGAAGCAAAAGAGUCGUAACUGGCAAGCGAUGGAAGAAGAUGUUUCGGAUGACGAAGAUGCAGCAGAAACAUCUGCACAUUUGCUUGAAUUGGCAAAAGGUAUUGAUGGAUUCAAGCGCAGUCGUGAUAGCGAUGGCCAAUCUCCCAUCUCUCGAACAUCUUUGCAUACCGCUCAAGCUUCUAGAAGAGGGACAUUGGAUACUGCUGAAUCUGAAGAAGGUGAAUCAAUCUUUGAAGAAGCAAGGUCAUAUCCUGAUGAAGAGCGUGUAUUGGGUUUGAGCGAUGACGAUGAUUGUUCUUUACCGGAUGAAGAAGCAUACACUGCACAAAUCAUGCGAGAAGAAGCACAAAAGCGAGCAAAGAUGCUUUCAAGCGAGCCAAGGAUUGCAAGAUCUUCUGCUUCCUCAAAAGCAUUCGGUAAUGGAAGUGGAGGAAGAAGUAGCGGAUCCAGUAGCUUGACGGGAAUGACGAGCAAGGCAAACAAUGCAAGAGGAAGUCAUUCUACCAUCCGUGCCACUUCUUCACGUAAAGAUCAAACGACGUCAAAUGCAUCUCGAUCUUCCUCUUCUGGAUUCUUGGCCAUGCCUCCUUCUUCACCUAUGGUACGCAACAAUUCUGGUGGUUCAUCAAAACGGAUCAUGUCAAUGUCUUCUUCAACAUCCUCUUCUCCCAGUAAAGGUCGUGUUUCGAUUGUGUUUGGCAGUGGAUCUCGUCAUAAGAUCACACAACUUGGCGUUGAAGAUUUAAUGAAGUUAUCGGCACAAGAACGAAAUCAAAUGCUCGAUAUUCUUGAAAAGCUUAAACAAGCUCAGAGCAAUCUAGACACAAGAUGAGCUGAAGUUUUGCUUAAUGUAUUACCACGAAUAAUGAUAAUGAUGCA
Meira miltonrushii is the source of this 2386-nucleotide messenger RNA. RefSeq lists its product as uncharacterized. The coding region runs from base 72 to 2339 and encodes 755 amino acids. Gene Ontology annotation, biological process: mitotic sister chromatid segregation. The transcript has a single exon. Gene Ontology annotation, cellular component: spindle midzone; chromosome passenger complex; chromosome, centromeric region. Lineage: Eukaryota; Fungi; Basidiomycota; Exobasidiomycetes; Exobasidiales; Brachybasidiaceae. The record is from RefSeq and is a predicted model, not a curated record.